UUUCAGGGGAAAUGGAGCUAGUGUUGCUCGCAUCGUCCCAUAUGCAGCACUGCAUUACAUGGCCUAUGAAGAGUACCGCCGCUGGAUUAUAAAUGGAAUUCCUGGAGUUGGGACCGGUCCGAUUCUAGAUCUCAUAGCAGGAUCAUUUGCUGGUGGAACUGCUGUACUUUUUACUUAUCCACUUGAUUUAGUUCGAACGAAAUUGGCUUACCAGGUAGUUGGAUCCCAAAAGUUAAACGUACAAGGGCUCGUUACUAGUGAACAAGUUUACAAAGGAAUAAAGGACUGUUUUUCCAAGACUUACAAGGAGGCUGGAAUUAAAGGCUUAUACCGUGGUGUUGCUCCGUCACUUUAUGGAAUCUUUCCAUAUGCCGGGUUGAAAUUUUACUUCUACGAGAAAAUGAAGAGCCAUGUCCCUAAGGAGCGCAAGAAGGAUAUCGCCACAAAACUAGCAUGUGGAUCUGUUGCAGGAGUUCUAGGCCAAACUUUCACUUAUCCUCUAGACGUUGUCAGGCGGCAAAUGCAGGUUCAGCGACUCUCAGCAUCAAACAGCUAUGAAAUGAAAGGAACACUUGAUACUCUUGUUAUGAUUGUGCGAAGACACGGAUGGAAACAACUAUUUUCCGGGCUUAGCCUCAACUAUCUGAAGGUUGUACCAUCUGUUGCGAUUGGGUUUACAGUUUAUGAUAUGAUGAAAGCGUAUCUGAGAGUACCAUCACGAGAUGAUGCUGUCAUAGAAGUUGUCACUAGUAGCAGAAAUAGUCAAAAAUCCACAAUGUAGUCUUGAAAAUCGUAACAAUCGUCCUCAGGUUCAGAAAUCGCCAAUCUCUGAUGAAGUUUGUAAAUUUCCAUUCUUUAACAUAGGCAUGAUUCUUCAUUACAAUAAAUUGUCAACUCGGCAAGUUCCUCCCGAAUUUACUUAGGAUCCGGGCAUUCAGUAUAUACACUGAUGUUUAAUCACUCAACGCCUUGAUCCCAGAUUGAUUUGGGUUGGCUAUACAUCCUCCAUAUCAAUCAUCUGUAUACGAGGUCAUGUUGCAAUGAUGUAUAUUAACUUGUUGUAAAGCAAUGCCUCAUUCUGGCAUCUUAUGCUGUGAUAGAAAAGUUUAAUGACCUAAGAUUGUUAGAAAUACUACAUGUUACUCUUUAAUAUCCAUUUUUGUGAUGUAUUCAUAGUAGAACCAAGAGAACCGCUGUUGUUUAAGUACAAUUUUUUAAAGUUCUCAUUGAUAAUAAAACGUGAUCACACUCUUGGAGCAA
Molecule: messenger RNA, 1260 nt
Organism: Nicotiana tabacum (common tobacco)
Lineage: Eukaryota; Viridiplantae; Streptophyta; Magnoliopsida; Solanales; Solanaceae
Source: RefSeq, a predicted model, not a curated record